ACAAAAUGCCACCUGUCAGAAAGAAGUUUAUUGAGAUCCUGGAAAAGGCAAUGGAAGAGGGUGAAAAGAUGACUCGAGAGGAGAUGCUGUUUACUUAUGAUGGGGUGAUGUACCCUACUGCUCUUUGCAGUCUGGAGGUCUUCAAGGCUCUCGAGUCCUUCAAAGCAAGGAGUGAUGAUGUCAUGCUGGCUGGAUAUUGUAAAUCUGGUACUAACUGGGUUGGCCAGAUAGUUACAGAUUUAGUAAUAACAUCUGCAAAGAAACAUGAACCGCACAAGUUGAAUGAAGAACUGCUGCUGGCAGAGUUUCCCUAUCUUGAAAUUGGAGAUACUGAAAAAUAUAAGAGGAUGAACACCUAUCCCUCAAGAAGAGUUAUGUUUACUCACCUCCGUGCCGAUAAGCUUCCAACAUCUGUCUUUGAGAAUAAAGCCAAAAUUCUGCUGCUGCUCCGGAAUCCAAAAGAUGUAGCUGCUUCUUUUUUCCAUUUUUCAAACAAUUUUUCUCCGUAUCCCCCUUACGACAACUUCAACGACUACUUCCGAGCUUUAAUGGAAGGACAAAUGCCCUGGGGAAGCUACAUUGAAUAUCUUUGUGUGUGGAGCAAGUAUAUUGAUAAAGAGAAUGUCAUGGCAGUAACGUAUGAAGAAAUUAAAGAGAACACAGCUAGGGAAGCCAAAAAGAUAGCCGAAUUCGUAGGCCUGAACCUAGAUGACGAAGAUAUUCAUGGUGUUGCAGAAAGGAGCACUUUCAAGGCUAUGAAGGAUAAUUCCAAAACCACUCAUGGUGAAUUUGGAGAUGUCCUGUUCCGUAAAGGCGGUGUAAGUGACUGGAAGACACUUUUCAAUGAAGAAAACAAUCAGGAAAUGGACACAAUAUUUAAAGAGCGUUUAGGAGGAACCAAAGUGGGGGAAAAGAUAAAGUACGACAUUUACUGCAAGCCUUGAAGAUCGAGGAAGACCCACAGCAUCU
Messenger RNA from Euleptes europaea (tarantolino), 969 nucleotides. RefSeq names its product sulfotransferase 6B1-like. Gene Ontology annotation, cellular component: cytoplasm. Bases 6 to 944 code for a protein of 312 amino acids. Gene Ontology annotation, biological process: sulfation. The record is from RefSeq and is a predicted model, not a curated record. Gene Ontology annotation, molecular function: sulfotransferase activity. The transcript is spliced from 7 exons. NCBI's taxonomy places the organism in Eukaryota, Metazoa, Chordata, Lepidosauria, Squamata, Sphaerodactylidae.